This is a messenger RNA of Danaus chrysippus (African queen), 330 nucleotides long. NCBI's taxonomy places the organism in Eukaryota, Metazoa, Arthropoda, Insecta, Lepidoptera, Nymphalidae. The record is from the annotation of a GenBank genome assembly.
UUGGGGUCAGAGGAUCUCAAAAUAGAUGUUUUGAUAGAAAAAUUAUUGAAUAAUAAAAAUUUUGAUCGUUUAGUGGAAACUAUCGCUGAAAAAAUUGCUCAGAAAAUAAAUCACUGUGAUAAAGUAACGUCGAGAGUUGAAUUUAAAGAAAACAGUCAAGAUCCUAUAAAGAGAAGAGCACACAAACGAAAAGACACCGAAGAAAAUAAAUUGGUCACAGAAAACAAGCUGAUGUUGAAGUACAAACUGUUUACAAAGAACUUUGACGUUGACGGCAGACGUUCAGGAAGCGAGAGUCGGAACCACGGCUUAUUGUUAGACUUGAAUUAA